Peronospora farinosa is the source of this 468-nucleotide messenger RNA. NCBI's taxonomy places the organism in Eukaryota, Oomycota, Peronosporomycetes, Peronosporales, Peronosporaceae. The record is from the annotation of a GenBank genome assembly.
AUGGAUGACAUAGAAGUGAAAGAUAUUGUAAAAAGCGUCGCGAGUAUGUUUAUCAAUGCCAUUGACGGUUUCAAUGAGAUUGUGGCCGAGCGAGAUCCCAAUCAUCGAGGCGCGAAUUCAAAGGACUUUAAACUUCCACCAGUUGUACCCCAAGACCUGGUUUUAAUUCGCAUCUCUGAAAUCAGUGCGAUUGUGAGGAGUCAGAAGGAGCGCCUUCUGGCGCGUUGGACACUCGAAGAGAUCGAUUCGAUUGAGCAGGAGCACGGCAAGGUAUUCUACUUUGAUGAAUCAUGGGGUGGUGUCAAAGGCAGGUAUAAGUAUCUUCAACGAUUCUGUGGUGAAGUUGCUACUGUGUUUCCCGGUUCAAGUCAAGUUAAAUCUGAUUUUUCGAUUUUGAAAUUAAAAAAUAGUUUUCGCAACAGUAAUGCCAACCUUUCGCUAGAGGAGUGUUGCAUUGCAAGCAAAUGA